This is a messenger RNA of Aspergillus versicolor CBS 583.65, 1432 nucleotides long. RefSeq names its product alpha/beta hydrolase. The record is from RefSeq and is a predicted model, not a curated record. The coding region runs from base 330 to 1214 and encodes 294 amino acids. NCBI's taxonomy places the organism in Eukaryota, Fungi, Ascomycota, Eurotiomycetes, Eurotiales, Aspergillaceae. Gene Ontology annotation, molecular function: hydrolase activity. The transcript has a single exon.
AAAUUCUGCUCCCGACCAUUGUAGAAAAUCGCAUCAAACAUGGCUGACUUCGGUUUUCCGGACGAAAUCAAUGAGCCUGAGACUAGGUUCAAGGAGGAGUUGGUCUCACUCAGCAAGCCUGACCCUCAGUUCGCUGCAGUAGGUCAAGAACACAUUUUCCAAAGAGUAUACUGACGGUCAAGCUGUUUGGUGAUCUGCCUCUUCCCUCCGGGGGCUUCUUCACCAGUGCCCCCCUCGAUGACCUUCGCGCCCAGUACGCUGCUAUCGAGAAGCAAGAGUACGAAGCAACCCCAACGCUUGGAACCGCGGAGUAUGUAGGCAAGAUCCGCAUGCGAGACGGAUACGAAAGCGAGAUCCGUAUAUUUAGACCUAGGGUCCUCUCUGAUGAUGGAAGCCCUGUCAUUGUCCUGAUAUAUGGCGGCGGUUAUCUGGUUGGCACCAACAUGCAGCUCGUUCCGUCCGCACGAGCUCUGUCUGCCAUGUACAAUGCGACGGCAAUCACGGUCUCCUACAGACUUGCUCCCGAACACCCCUUCCCCACUGCCCCUGAAGACAUCUGGGACUCGCUCAAGUGGAUAGCCCAGCACGCAACCCUGCUCGGCGCCGACCCAUCCAAGGGCUUCAUUCUCGGGGGUGUCUCAGCUGGUGGACAAUUGACCGCCCUUACAGCACAACGCGCUGUCAAGGAGAAGCUCUCGCCCCCGUUGACCGGUGUUUGGCUGGCUGUCCCCGUCACAACAUUGACGGAAGCAGGAAUCCCGUCCCAAUACCGCAGCGACUGGGUAUCCCGAACCCAAAACGAAGACGCACCCAUCCUCGACGUCGCUGACAUCAACGUCGCAAAAGAUGCAUACCAGCCUGACGCCACCUCUGACAAUUUCUCACCCUUCAUGUAUGCCGAUCUUGCGCCCCAGCUCCCGCCCGCCUAUAUCCAGGUUGCGGGCUUGGAUCCCCUUCGCGACGACGGAUUGAUCUAUGAGCGUUAUCUCCGGGACAACGGGGUUAAGACUCGUCUAGAUAUAUAUCUUGGCGUUCCGCACUGCCAUCAUGCCUUUUUCCCUGCGCUGGAGUCGUCGAAGAGGUUUCGCCGUGAUAUGCUUGUUGGUGUGGGUUGGCUGUUGGGCAGGGAAGUCAGUGAGCAGGAGGUUACCAACGUUGCUGGCGAGGCGCUAGGCCUGAUCGAGGUCGAUAUCAACGCCCGGGCAGCUUUGUAAUGUACUCGAUACAUCAACUAGUUAUUAAUGAUAAACAUCUGACAUUCUAAACUGCGUAAACUCCAGAAUCCGCGUCGGGGUUAGUCGAAUUCCGCUCUAGUCACGUGACCUACAGGUCCUCGAACACGGCCCGGAGUUCGCCAAUCCCGCCCGGCGUUCUCUCACAUCGACACGGUCAUUCUUUCUCAACCCAACCCCGUUCAUAUCUCCAGGCGUCG